GCUGAAAUAAUUCGAUUUAAUCGAAUCGAUCUUGUACCGGUACCGGUCGCCACGAAACAGAAAACAGAAGCCAAAAGACUCACGCGAUGACUUGUUGAUGGACAAGUCGGUCAAUGAACCCUUCACUUCUUCCUUGAGAACCAAGCAAGGAAUCUCCUUUUUAAAAGAGUGCCACCAUGAGGACCCCACCCAAGCUUGAGCAAAAGCUGAAUGAACUGGAAGAAGAAGUUCGCGAAGCGGAGCUGAACCGCAUGAAGGAAGUGGAAGCGGCCAGAGAAGCAGCGGAAGCAGAGAUCGAAGCGUACAAACAAAAGUUACGAGAAGAAUACAAGAACGACAAGGAACGGCAGAAAAAGUCAGCACAGCAACAGAAUUUAAUCGACGAAAGUACCAAAAUUAUUGAAUAUCUCCGCAAGGAACUGGCCAAACUCAAGGGGCAAAAUGAGGGAAUGCGAAAGGAUUUCAAGGGGCUCAAAGACAACAAUCAAAAGCUAAUGGGGGCCAAUGCAUCUGCCAGUGCUUCCUUCACUGCUUUGAAUGAUCAUGCCAAACAACUCAAUGUCACCAAUGCGGACCUGAUUCGAAAUGUGGAAGAGUUCAAACAGCAAUUGGAAAAGCUCAAAGAAGACUUGAAGACUCGCCAAUCCUACUAUCUCAGUGAAGCCGAGGCGCGAUUGGCUUAUCAAAAGACUCUGGCACAAAUUGUGGGAACCAUCCAAGAAAAGUGCAAGGACUCAAAGUUGGUGGAGGAUGUUGUACUCAUGGCUUUGGAAUGUGAAUCGGAAAGCAAAGAGGAGCGGGCUGCAGCGGAGGCGGGGGACAAAAAGUAAGGGAGAUGCCUGAUUUUGGAUUGAAAAUCUGUGUUCCGGGCGGGAAACAGCACUGACGACAAAAGGUCCAUAUAUACUACGGUAGUAAAAGCAGUACAUUGAUUAAUUGACAGUCCAUAAACCGAGAGUGGAGGUGGAUUAUGGGUGUGUGGACUUGUAGCUUACUCGAGCUAUGCAUUGUUGCAAUCAUCUCCGACGUGCAUGGAGAGGCGUCAUUCUGCUUGGAUUCUAUUAUGGCGGGCAUCUAUAACUGCGUUGAUGUCUUCCUGUAUUUCAAAAAAUGUACCGUACCUGGUAUUUGGGUGCCUAAGGGAGC
Seminavis robusta is the source of this 1146-nucleotide messenger RNA. NCBI's taxonomy places the organism in Eukaryota, Bacillariophyta, Bacillariophyceae, Naviculales, Naviculaceae. The record is from the annotation of a GenBank genome assembly.